This is a messenger RNA of Diaporthe citri, 3927 nucleotides long. RefSeq lists its product as uncharacterized. Bases 1 to 3927 code for a protein of 1308 amino acids. The transcript has 6 exons. Gene Ontology annotation, molecular function: oxidoreductase activity; iron ion binding; FAD binding. The record is from RefSeq and is a predicted model, not a curated record. NCBI's taxonomy places the organism in Eukaryota, Fungi, Ascomycota, Sordariomycetes, Diaporthales, Diaporthaceae.
AUGUCCAAGAUGCACGGGAGCCAGUGUGGCUUCUGUACGCCAGGGAUUGUGAUGAGCCUGUAUGCCUUGGUCAGGAAUGCCUGGGACCCGGAUGAGGGCGUGUUCAAGCUGAGUGAGAGAGACGUGGAGCUGGAGGGAGCACUGGAUGGGAAUUUGUGCCGAUGCACCGGUUACAAGACGAUAUUAGAGGCGGCAAAGACAUUUGUCACCCAAGAUCUCAAGGGAAGGGUUGCUGAUAACAAGGAAGAUGACCUCAAAGUCGACACUGAGGAAGACAUGAGCUCACUGGCAGUCAGUCAAGUUUCAGCAUCACUGCCCUCCUGUGAAAGUCUCGAGAAGGUCAACAGUCACUCCUCAGAGAAUGAAUCGGCGGACGAGAGUGCACCGUCCCUCGGCACUUCCGUCUCGAGCCAAGACAACCUCAAAGCCAACUCCGUGCUAGAACUCGGCGGCACGGUGACCACCGAGCCACACCACUACGAGUUCCAGCCAUAUGAGCCUGGGACAGACCUCAUUUUCCCACCUUCGCUAUGGAAGCACGAACGGAAACCCAUCUGCUAUGGGGACAGCUCAAUGCUCUGGUUCAGACCAACGACGCUCGCCCAACUGCUAGAGAUCAAGUCCGCCUACCCACCUGCAAAACUUGUCAGCGGGGCCAGUGAGGUAGUGAUCGAGCAGCGAUUCAAGCUCGUCGACUACCCCGUCGCGGUUUACGUCGGAGACAUAGAAGAGCUCCGGAGCUCGGCUCUGGUCCCGAGCGAUGCUUCAGAAACAGAGUGGCAGAGCUUGAAUGACGUAGUGCUACCUGCCAACGUGCCCUUGACCGAGGUUGAACGACUCUGCAAAGAGGUGCGGACGCAGGUCGGCAGGCGAGGACAAGUGCUGGAUGCAUUGCGCAAACAGCUACGGUACUUCGGGGGCAGACAGAUCCGGAAUGUUGCGACGCUGGCUGGCAAUAUCGCCACUGCAAGCCCCAUAUCGGAUGCACUCCCUGUCCUGAUGGCCUCAGGAGCCAGCGUCACGAUCAGGAGACUUGACAAGGACACUGGAGGUGUACUUGAGGAAGAAGUGGCCCUGUCGCAAUUUGUGAAAGGGUACCGACGGACGACUUUGACAGAAGAGAUGCAGGACGGAGUUCUCACUGCUGUUCGGAUCCCUUUGCCGCCUCUGGGCGGCGAUGGCAAGGAGACUAUCAAAGCCUAUAAGCAAGCCAAACGCAAGGAGGAUGACAUCGCUAUCGUGACCGCAUGCUUUCGUGUGCGGCUGGAUGACACGGGGCUUGUGGAGGAUGCGGUAUUCUCCUAUGGGGGAAUGGCACCAACGACGAGACUGGCUCCGAAAACACAAAUUUUGUUGAAAGGGCUUCUCUGGCCCGACCACUCGACACUCGAAAAGGCUGUCGAUUCGCUACAGAAAGAAUUGUGGCUGCCCUUCGACGUCCCGGGAGGGAUGGCUCAAUAUAGGACCACACUGGCCUGUUCGCUAUUCCUGCGUUUCUGGCACGAGUCUCUGAGGGAUGUCGGAAUCUCAAUGGAAUCAGCAGCGGAUGUGUCUGAGCUCGAACACGGCCUUUCUUUCGGCAUUCGAGACAUGCCAGCCCUUCCUGCUGACGCUGGCACGAGUAAUGCAUCCACGAUGGGGAGGCCCGUCCCACACCUGUCAUCCCUUGCCCAGACCACUGGCCAGGCCGAGUACGUUGAUGAUAUUCCACCACAGUCCGAGGAGCUGUUCUGUGGGCUGGUCCUCUCAACUCGCUCACAUGCUCGGAUCGUGUCUGUCGACUGGUCUGCCGCGCUAGAGUCGCCGGGUGUGGUAGGCCACUUGGACCAUCACACGCUCUCUUCACCUGACCUCAACAUGUGGGGAAGUCUCAAACACGAUGAGCCGUUCUUUGCAACAGACACCGUAGACAGCCACGGCCAGGUUAUCGGGGUGGUACUUGCAGAUACGCAACUCGGAGCCAGAGCAGCUGCGAGGAGGGUGAAGAUCGAGUAUGAGGACCUGCCUGCUUUGAUCACCAUUGACCACGCGGUCCAGGCUGGAAGCUUCUUUGCGUACGGAAAAGAGCUGCGCAAGGGCGAAUCGGCCUUGAAACAGGAUCUUAGCGGGCCGUUUGCGGCAUGCGAGCGUAUAUUUGAGGGAACGACGAGGCUCGGUGGACAGGAACAGUUCUAUCUGGAAACGAAUGCCGCGCUUGCCAUCCCGAAGAGUGAAGAUGGGCAGAUGGACGUCUGGUCAAGUACUCAGAACACUAUGGAGACACAGACAUUUGUCUCUCAGAUUCUCACGGUGCCGAACCACAAGAUCAACGUCCGGGUCAAGCGUCUGGGUGGUGGAUUCGGUGGCAAAGAAUCGCGACCCGUGCCUCUCGCCUGUUACUGCGCCCUCGCGGCAGCCAAGCACAACCGUCCCGUGCGCAUCAUGCUCACUCGCGAGGAGGACAUGGCGACGACGGGCCAGCGCCACCCGUUCAAGGCGACGUGGCGAAUCGGCGUCACCAAUGAAGGCAAGCUGAUGGUCCUUGAGGCCGACCUGUACAACAAUGCUGGCUUCAGCGUAGACAUGUCCACGGCCGUCAUGGAUCGAGCUCUCACACAUGUCGACAACUGUUAUGAGAUUCCGGAUGUGUGGGGUAUGUUCAUCACGGAGAGCAUAAUAUCUGCCGUAGCCGAGGGAGUCAACAUUCCUGUCGAUGAGAUCCGUCGCAGGAACCUCUAUGUCGAAGGGCAACGGACACCCUUCUUGCAGCAUAUCAACGAGGACUGGCAUGUACCCACUAUGCUUGAGCAAGUCCGCCGCAAUGCACAGUUCGACGCCCGGAAGAAGGCCAUAGAUGCAUACAACAGCGAUCCCAGAAAUCGCUGGAGGAAGAAAGGGAUAGCAAUGAUUCCCACCAAAUUCGGACUCUCGUUUGCCACGGCGUUGCAUCUCAACCAGGCCGCCGCAUACGUGCAGAUCUACACGGACGGGACGGUACUUCUCUCACACGGAGGCACAGAAAUGGGACAGGGCUUGUACACAAAGAUGUGCCAGGUAGCAUCGGCGGAGCUCGGAGUGCCACUCCGGGAUGUGUACACAAACGACAGCUCAACAUACUCCAUCGCCAACGCGUCGCCGACGGCGGCAAGCUCGGGGAGCGACCUGAACGGCAUGGCGGUCAAGGCGGCCUGCGAGAAGCUAAGUGAGAGGCUGAAGCCCUACCGUCGGGAGUUGGGGGAGCAUGCCUCCAUGAAGGAGCUUGCGAUGGCGGCAUAUCGUGACCGUGUAAGCUUGAUAGCGAGCGGGUUCUGGAAAAUGCCGAGGAUCGGAUAUGUCUGGAACGAAUUUGAGAACCUGGACCCGAAGCCCAUGUACUACUACUGGACGCAGGGUGUCGCAGUAACCGAAGUCGAGUUGGAUGUCUUGACCGGUGACCACCACGUACUGAGGACAGAUAUCAUGAUGGACGUCGGAAACUCAAUCAAUCCCGCCCUCGACUAUGGUCAAAUCGAAGGAGCAUUCAUCCAGGGCCAAGGUCUCUUCACACUGGAAGAAUCCCUCUGGAAUUCCAAGACAGGCUGCUUGUCGACAACUGGCCCAGGGACGUACAAGAUCCCAGGGUUCGGCGAUAUUCCUCGUGAGUUCAACGUAAGCAUGUUGAAGCAUGAUACCGAGGGCAACCCGAUCAGCUGGAAGCACCUGCGGUCGAUCGCGAGCAGCAAGGGGGUCGGCGAACCGCCCUUGUUCCUAGGCUCGACGGUGUUCUUUGCCUUGAGGGAGGCCGUCAGGGCCGCGAGGAAGCAGAACGGGCUUGGUGACAGUGGCUUGGUGUUGGACAGCCCGGCGACUGCAGAGGCGCUGAGAUGUGCGGUUGGGGACCAGCUGAGCAGGAAAUGUGUUGUUGACAAGGUAAAGGAGCAGAGGCCAUUCUUUGUAAGGGCAUCUUAA